Messenger RNA from Rana temporaria (common frog), 2618 nucleotides. It is a transcript of the gene GATA3, whose product is annotated as GATA binding protein 3. The record is from RefSeq and is a predicted model, not a curated record. Gene Ontology annotation, molecular function: RNA polymerase II cis-regulatory region sequence-specific DNA binding; zinc ion binding; DNA-binding transcription factor activity, RNA polymerase II-specific. Gene Ontology annotation, cellular component: nucleus. Lineage: Eukaryota; Metazoa; Chordata; Amphibia; Anura; Ranidae. Gene Ontology annotation, biological process: immune system development; positive regulation of transcription by RNA polymerase II; embryonic organ development. The transcript has 7 exons. Bases 517 to 1800 code for a protein of 427 amino acids.
AGCCAGACCUCUGGAUGAAUCCAUGCAUAUUUGUACGUUGAUCCUGAGCCUGUCAGGCGUGCAUUAGCCAUUUUCUAGAGAUUUGAGAAAAUUGUCGCUAUCUCCUGAAGGUGGGGAUGUUGUUAUAUGUGUUCUAAUUCAGCAAGCUAAAUGGCAAAGCACUAACUAGCUCAUAACCUCCACUGUCCUCUGGGCUUGAUCUGCUGUACCUUUGCUUCGGAGCAAUAAAUCACCUCUCCUGCUGGGCAGAACUCAAUGUUACUCUAUGUGGAGUCUCUCUAGGAUAUAGACAGAACACUGGGGACAAACAUGAGCUGAAGAUCUUCCAGAGAUCAGAGAAGGAAGAGGAAAAAAAUACGAAGCAGCUGCCAAGGCCGAGCUGUGCAGGUAGCAGACUUCUGUGGAUCUGUUUUUUGUUUUUUCUUUUUUUUGAUUGCUCCAUUUUUCCUAUUUUGCAUUGGACUUUCUCCUGGCUGUGUGGACAAGUGAGAAGCGAUUAGAGUGCGAUUGUCGGCAAUGGAUGUCCCAGCAGGAGACCAGCCUCGCUGGGUCGGGAAUCACCUUCACCCUGCAGUACUCAAUGGACAGCACCACGACUCCCAUCAUCCGGCACUCAGCCACUCCUAUGUGGAGCACUCCCAGUACCCCCUGUCCGAGGAGGUGGAUGUACUCUUUAACAUCGAUGGCCAAGGCAACCAUGUCCCCUCCUUCUAUGGCAACUCCAUGAGACCAGUCCAGAGGUACCACACGGCCACCCACCACAGUCAAGUGUGCCGCACCCCUAUCCUGCACCCCUGGUUGGAUCAUAGCAAUAAGGGUAUAGGUGGAAGCCAUGCAGCAUCCCCAUGGAACCUGCCACCCUUCUCCAAGACCCACAGCCCUGGACCUCUGUCUGUGUACCCCCCAGCGUCUUCUUCAUCCCUGGUCCCUGGACACUCCAGCCCCCUCUUCAACUUCCCUCCAACUCCCCCCAAAGAUGUCUCCCCGGACCCCUCCAUAUCCACCACUGGCUCAGGUGCCUCCAGCCGCCAGGAAGACAAGGAGUGUAUCAAGUACCAUGUGUCCCCCGACUCCAUGAAACUAGAGUCUUCUCAUGCUAGAUCCCUUGGAGGGGUCUCUUCAGCCCACCACAUCUCCAACUACCAGUCAUAUGAGUACGGCGCUGGCCUCUUCCCCCCAAACCUCAUGGGGGGAUCUCCGACCAGCUUCCAAUGCAAGUCAAGGCCCAAAACACGAUCGAGUACAGAAGGCAGGGAGUGUGUAAACUGUGGAGCAACCUCAACCCCUUUGUGGAGGCGAGAUGGCACUGGACAUUACCUAUGUAAUGCAUGUGGACUCUAUCACAAAAUGAAUGGCCAGAAUCGACCCCUCAUCAAACCUAAAAGACGGCUGUCUGCAGCUAGAAGAGCAGGUACAUCUUGUGCAAACUGUCAAACAAGCACCACCACACUGUGGAGGAGAAAUGCCAAUGGCGAUCCAGUGUGUAAUGCCUGUGGGCUUUACUACAAGCUUCACAAUAUUAACAGACCCUUGACCAUGAAGAAGGAAGGCAUCCAGACAAGAAACCGGAAAAUGUCUAGCAAGUCAAAAAAGAGCAAAAAAAUCCAUGACGGCCUUGAUGAUUACCCCAAGAGCUCGUUCAGCCCUGCCGCCCUCUCCAGGCACAUGUCCACCCUCAGCCACAUUUCACAUUUUGGUCACCCCGGCCACAUGCUGACCACGCCGACGCCAAUGCAUCCAUCAUCUGGCCUCUCCUUUGGACCUCAUCAUCCCUCCAGUAUGGUAACCGCCAUGGGUUAGACUUUACUCUUUGUAACUUGCAUCCCUUUUAAGACUUCAUCUAUAUUUUACAUUUUUUUUGGAAAGUGAUGACCCUUUAAAAUAUGAAAAAAAAAAAAAAGUUAUUUAAAUGCAGACGCACAGUUGUGCUUGCGACAUUGAAAGGAACUCACUGUGGCAUCUACGCAUUCUUGACCACUGAAUCUGGAUCCCAUUUGUGAAUAAGCCAUUGAAACCGUGACUCCCUGUUGAUAAGGGUUUCUAGUGCUGUGAACAAAAUGAGAAACAUUGCAAAAAAUACCGUAAGAACUUUAUGCCGUACAUUUUGAAGACUUUUAUUUCUGCUUAGCACCUGUAUGAAAAGCAUGAAGGACAGCAAGAUUUUAUGGGGAGCCUGGCAGUCGACCAAUAGACUCAAUGAACUCUCAGGCUGCUUGACUCACAACGUGAACACACUGCUAGUCUUGUUUUCUGUAACUGACAGAGGUUGUUGGAUGCAUUAAAACUGUAGACGGUUCAUACGUUCAGGCUGUGGGUCUCUUGGCAGGAAGCACUAUCAAUCCCGGGCAAUUGAUGUUACUAGACGGAAGUUGUCAGAAAGGAUUCGCAGAUAGCCAUUCCUCAGGCCUCAAUGCAUUGUGAACAAGUUCCUGUAAUUGUUGUUUGUAUGUAUAAUUCAAAGACACCAAAAUAUAAAAAAGAUGUAGAUUUAUUUCAUCAUAUUAUACAGACUGAAUGGUUGUAUAAAUUUAUUUACUGCUAGUGUAAAGAAACCGCUUUUAUUGUUUUCAUAUUUUUUUUCUUUCUUUAAAAAUAAAAUAGACUGCAUUCUGUUGAAA